Vigna angularis (adzuki bean) is the source of this 495-nucleotide messenger RNA. RefSeq lists its product as uncharacterized. NCBI's taxonomy places the organism in Eukaryota, Viridiplantae, Streptophyta, Magnoliopsida, Fabales, Fabaceae. The record is from RefSeq and is a predicted model, not a curated record. Bases 1 to 495 code for a protein of 164 amino acids. The transcript has a single exon.
AUGAAGACAUCCAUGAAAUUAUCACCUUUGCAAUUAGUUUAUGGGAAAACAUGUCAUUUGCCGAUAGUGUUGGAGCAUAAAGCUUUGUGGGCUUUGAAAUUCUUGAAUUUUGAUCCUCAUGAAACUCAAAGCACACGCAGAAGACAAAUGCUGAAGCUUGAAGAAAUGCGGUUACAUGCAUAUGAUUCAUCCAGGGCUUAUAAAGAAAAGAUGAAAUUUUAUCAUGAUAGGAAGCUGGUGAAGAAAGUCUUUAAUCCAGAGCAGCAGGAGUUAUUAUUCAACUUAAGAUUAAAACUUUUUCCUGGAAACAUGAAGUCGAAAUGGUCAGGACCAUUCAUAGUAAAAGGAGUGCACCCACAUGGAGCAAUUGAAUUAGUUGAUCCAGCUACUAAUGAUCCACAGAGAAGGUGGGUGGUGAAUGGUCAACGUCUCAAACAUUAUCUAGGAGGAGAAGUGCAAAGCUUGUCCACAGUGAUGCAGUUGGUGGAUCCUUGA